GCGCUAAAAAGGAAUGCAGUAAAAAAAGGCAAUCAUUAAAAUACGAAAAUAGAAGUAGCACACAAAGAAGAGGAAGCAGACAAGCAUAAUUAUGUGUACGAAAAGGUAAAAAACAAGUUGAAAAAUGAAAAAACAGAACGCUGUGCAUUGAAAAUAAAACGCUCGAGUGCUUCACACAUACUUCCACAGCUAAGUACACAAAAGCACUUGGCACACACACACACACACACGCGCGACGCACUCAACGUCGCAAUCUAGUGAUUUUAUAGUCCUCCGCAAGGACGUCGGCGACGGCACAAACGCAGUCUUUGUCAGUCGUUCACACGGUCCGCGCGCGGGACGGCCUGCGUUGCUGUUGCCACUAACUUAAACGUCUGUAAAAUGCUGCAUCAAUUGCAAGCGCAGCUACAAAAUGCUACUGAAAAAAUAUGUCAAAAAUCGACGAAAGUUGAAAAUACUCUUUCUGCUCAUGGUCAUAGCGCUGAUUGUGAUUACUGUGGUCAUAUUGAACAUCUCGCCGAAUGUGAGCUCCACUGAACGCGUGCUCGACGAACGCUUCAUAGCGCGCAUCUAUGGCGGUGGCGGCGGUGCUGUCGGCGGUGUGGGCAGUCAAGACGGCCGCUUGGAGCAGCCACCAUUGAAAUCGCCGCGCCAAAAUGGUGUUAUUGUGCCCGAGAAGUAUGACGAGCAUAAGGUGAAGGCGCGCAUAGCACAGGAGCGUGUGCAGCAGCUGCGCCAAGAACAGCAGCGUAAUGCCAUCGAUGCGGGUGAGGAACGCACCAAGCUGGAUGCCGUCACGACGGGUGUGCAUAUCUUCUACAGCGCGCCUGUCGCCUGGUAUAAGACAAAGAAGCCGCAGCUGGUCUCACCACAGUUACAGCUGCGUGGCGCCGCCAAAGAGUUGCUGAACGAUGUUUCCGACGCCGUCCAAUCAUCAGCAUUAUCAUCACCAACUUCAGGUGUAACAUCGCCAACAACUACGACCACGACGGUGAAGCCAGUGCGUAUACUUAACACCGCAUUCUAUCCGGCUUUGGGUUUGUACAAGCCCACAACCAGUUUGCUGCAAAAGCAUUUCGAUAACAUACACAAUUGCGGCAUUGGUGUGCUCAUACUCAGCUGUAGCGGCAAAGCGGGCGAGGUGGAACUCUAUCGUCAGCUGUUGGAACUGGCGCCCAGCUAUAAUUUGAGCAUUACCUUUGAGAUCAGUGUGGCGGGCAAUCAGAGCGUGGAGUUUUUGCAGCAGCAAUUGGAGGCGGUGCGUCGUUACGCCACCGCCGAGAGUUUCUAUCGUGUUUAUUCGUUGACGCGUAAGCGCUUGGUGCCAGUGAUUUAUGUAAGCAACGCUUAUAAGUUGAGUGAAACGCCCGCAGGUCGUGCUUUGUGUCAAACGCAUCCGGAGACGUUGAGGCGCAUUUUCGAUGCCUACUUUAUUGGACAUAUUCGCCUCAAAAACCAUGUGGAUAUCAUGCGACGACUCUGCUUCGAAGGCUUCUACAAUAAAUUACCAAGUAAUGGCGCCACAUUUGCGAGCACCUGGAAGAAUUGGUCAUAUUUAAAAUCCUUCGCUUUAACAUACAAAAUGUUAUUUGUGCCAACAGUUGGACCAGGUUUCGCGGAACGCAAUAAAUUCCCACGACACGGUGAUAUACAAAGGCAUCGCAGCAAUGGCAGGUAUUAUGGCGUCGCUUGGCGCACAGCCAUACUCAACCACGUGGGUUUCAUUAACAUCGCCAGCUACAAUAACUGGCCGGAUGGCAGUCAAAUCGAGGAGGUCAUACCGAAAGCAGGAUUUCUAGACUACAAUCCUGGGGCGAAAACUAAGUAUAUCGAUUUGACGACACAUUGGGUGGGUAAUUUCUUAAAGACGCGUCAUGAGGCGGCCGCUGUUGCUGUUCUCGGUCAGCCAAGUUGUUAUGAAUUCUUGAAUAAUACAAUUUGUUGAAUGCCAGUUGGAUAAAAAAAAAAUCGGAAAGAGGACAAAAUAUAUAUAAAAAAAG
This is a messenger RNA of Bactrocera latifrons, 2000 nucleotides long. RefSeq names its product glycoprotein endo-alpha-1,2-mannosidase. Gene Ontology annotation, molecular function: alpha-mannosidase activity. The transcript has 3 exons. The record is from RefSeq and is a predicted model, not a curated record. Gene Ontology annotation, cellular component: Golgi apparatus. Bases 413 to 1945 code for a protein of 510 amino acids. NCBI's taxonomy places the organism in Eukaryota, Metazoa, Arthropoda, Insecta, Diptera, Tephritidae.